Arachis stenosperma is the source of this 987-nucleotide messenger RNA. RefSeq lists its product as uncharacterized. Bases 1 to 987 code for a protein of 328 amino acids. The transcript is spliced from 2 exons. Lineage: Eukaryota; Viridiplantae; Streptophyta; Magnoliopsida; Fabales; Fabaceae. The record is from RefSeq and is a predicted model, not a curated record.
AUGGAGGGUACCGCAAAUUUGGUGGUGUAUCGCAACGGUGAGAUAAUACGUAAUACUCAUGAGGGAGUGAGGUUUGUGUGUCAAAAUCCAUUUUCGUUUGUGGUUCCAUGCACCAUGACGUUAAUGGAGCUUCAGAAUGGUCUCUGUCAAAGCAUGGAGAACAGUACGUUAAUGAGAGUGAGCAGAAUUCUGUACCGGAAUCCGGUUAUAGUUUUUGGUGGUUUAAUACAGUUUGAUACCAUGCCAAUCACAGACGAAGUGAGUAUGCAGAAUAUGUUUCAAAUUCACCGGCAGACUCAGAUGCGACAGCCACAGAUUGAGCUGUAUGUUGAGUUUGAAACCGUAGAGGCGGAAGGAACUCAAAAUGAUUUAGAGGUGGCAGAUGAUAGAAACGCAGUGUAUGAGGGAAUGAAUAGUGACAGUGACGAGGACUUUGAAGCCACUUAUGAAGCCGGAGAUGAGGAUGAGGAUGGUGAUGUGGGAGUUGAGACAGCAGCGGAGAAUGUAGUGGUUCAUCCCUCGACCAGUCAACCGAUGAACGUGCCACGUUUUAUGCGUGAGGUGGAUCUCGACGCCAUGCAUGCACCGGAGUUUUCGGAAUAUUCAAACAUAGGCGUUGCUAAUCCUGAGGAUGGAGAGUUCCGGAUUGCAAUGGAAUACAGUUCUAGAAAGACGGUCGUGGCAGCAAUUAGAAGUUACACUAUCGCUAGAGGAGUUGACUACGACGUGUAUGAGUCUGAGCCACAGACGUUCUAUGCAAAGUGCAAAAUGUAUGCGCGUGGGUGCGAUUGGCUUAUCCGAGCCAGCUUGAUAAGGAAAAAAGGUUGUUGGGAGAUACGCAGAUACAACGGUCGGCACACGUGCUCAAUGGGAGUGAUUUCACAGGAUCAUUCGAAGUUGGACUCGGAUACAGUUGCGGAGGCUAUAAGGCCAUUGGUCGAGACUGACCCGUCCAUCAAGGUGAAAUCUAUAAUAGCCGAAGUCUAG